GCGCUGGGAGCAGCUCGUCUCCAAUCUGUUCGGCCUUGUUGGGCUAUAAUAUGAAUUUUACUGUAGCUCGGACCGAGUUCACAAUGAGGGCGUGGACUUGCACGGUAGCCUCGGCUGGUGCUAAUGUUACAUGCGGGGACUAACGAAGCUAACUUGUCGGUAGCUCGUGCGCGAGCCGGGCUCAAGUCAUGCCUUGAAUAUAUACAUAUAUACACACACACAUAUAUAUAUGUGUAUAUACGUCGUUGUGAGCCGUCAACGUCGGCCAAAGAGGGACUCUGGGCGUCUCUGGCGCUUCUGUUUUUAGCGCUGUGCUGCUGAGCAAUGCGGAAGACAUGUCACCGGAGACACGAGAGCCCUUCUCCUGUGAAAUGUGUCGCUAAAUGUUUAACCGGAGCGGACUCACGAGCCCCGGUCCCGGUACAGCAAUACCGCUAACUGCUAGCUAAAGUGACUGUUAGCUAAAGUUACUGUUAGCUAAAGUGACUGUUAGCUAAAGUUACUGUUUAAGAGUUGUUGCCGUCAACCCCCCCUCAAAAAGAAGUUUCCCCUAAACGUAUGAACGGACUGCUUUACGACGGCAACGACUCGCCACGUUGUUUAAACGGUUUCGUUGGUUGGACGUAGUUGUGUUAGACUUGCUGUGUCACACAACUAACGUUAACAAUGAAUUGAGUCCCGUGAAGGGGAGGAUAACGUGACCGUGCUGGCCUUACAGUGUAACGGUACUGUGAACCCGGGUGUGGAUGACGUAAACCAUGUCUGAACGGGUCCGACUUGGCACCCCUUCAGGCCCUGAUGGACUUCAGCGAGCCCAUGGUACCGUGACCCCCUUACGAACAACAAAGACAGGGCUGAAGGAAGUCACUUUCUACCUCUUCUGUGUCCAACCGUAUUGUCCUCCCGGCCGAUUACAUCCCAUAACUUCUUUAAAGGAUGACAUAGCUGUAACCUCACCAAUUACUCCUCUGUGUGGAGGACACUUCCUACCAUUGGGAGGUUUUGUGUACAGUUGUCUGGCUCAUGGUUCCCUCUGAAGCAUCACAUUCAUCGUCGUCUGAGACGACUUCACUGAAGAACUCCCAAAUGUCGCUUUAGUUGUCUUUUGUGAAAAAGAAAUAGGCGCCCUCGUCCAGACUAUGGAUAUUGUUCUGCCGUAAACUGUUGCUAACGUGAAAAAUAAGUCUCACUUUCUUCUCCAAAAGACUGAAUUCCAACUUUGACUUAGAUGUUUCAAAUCAAUAACACCAAGGUCCCCCGAGAGCGCUGCCAUCAAACCGCAUACAUCUGCGUCGCUCCGACACAUUUUGACUCCGGCAACAUUAAACGGAUCUGUCUUUAAAAUCUCCGGUUUGAAAAGGACUCGUUUGACAGCGUUGAUGAUGUUAAAGUUAAAAGAUGAGUGCCUCAACCGCCUUUGAGCCCGGGCCCCCCUGAUUUCAACACACGGCGAAGGGCAUCGCUUCAACAACCUUCCAGGAAACCCGUACAUCUAGAGAGGAGACAAGGAGGUGUGUUUUGCAGAAACGGACUUGGAGUUCCAGUGCUGGAGCGAAGCAGUGUGUGACUUCAGGAACCAUGUGGAACCCGGUGAACAGCGACGACCAGACGGGACAAGUGGCCGCCAGGAUGGAGACCACUUUGGGUAGCGCGAGCAUCUCCGUCUCCCAGCAGCAGGCGCCCAAGAAAUGUGCGCCCGUGGUCGCCCCCAAGCCCAAGUUCAACCCUUACAAACACGUGGGAGAGCCCGCCUUCUCCGACAGCGCAGUGGACUACCCCCCCCCUCCGCCACCUGCCGAAGAGUCAACCGGUUUCUCACCACCCCCUGGUUCCUUCCCGUCUCCUCCACCGAUGAACUCCUGCGAUUACCAGGUGAGAGGACCGGAGAAGACCCUGGAGGAGAGGCGCUCCAGUCUGGAUGCCGAGAUCGACUCCCUCACAAGCAUCCUGGCCGACCUGGAGAGCAGCUCGCCCUACAAGCCACGCAUCACACAAAACUCCGUAUCCUCGGCAGCCUCCAGCCCCAGCGCUCCAGUGACCGGUUACAAGCGUAUGGUCAUCCCAACCCAGCCGCCUCUGACCGCCACGAAGAAGUCUACGCCUAAACCUCAGGCACCCGGGGGGGUCUCGUCCAUCCCCCCUUCUCCUGCCAGCACUGUGGCCAAGGCUCAAAGCCACACCGGGCCUCAGCCUGUACCGGCCUCCUACGCCACAGCCUCAACCCCGAGCCAGCCUACCUUCAACGUCCAGGUGAGAUCGGCCCAGCCCGGCCCCCAGCAUCAAGCCCCAAUUGGCCAACACUUUGGCCAGCAGCCCAUUCGCAGCCCUGCACAGGUGCAGUACAUGCCUGCCCAGCCCAAAGGUCCCGACUUUGCCUAUGGACCCCCACAGCCUGGCUUUUCCCAGAUGGCGCCGGUGGGAUACCAAGAACAGUACCAUCCAGGAGUACCCCAAGUAGGCGGCUUAAGUCUCAGGAGACCUGAGCCGGCCCCUGUCCAGGCAUACCAACCGUCAGGCCCCAGAAAGACCUACAUCACCGAUGUACCACCAGGCCUGGUUCCCUACCAUGCUGGACCAGCUGUUCCGCCCAAGGGCGGCGCUCACAUGGCCCACCCGGAGGACGAGCUGGAGCGCCUGACCAAGAAGAUGCUGUUUGACAUGGACAACCCGCCGUCCGAGGAAUAUUUUGGGCGCUGUGCCAGCUGCGGAGAGAACGUGGUGGGUGAGGGAACCGGCUGCACCGCCAUGGACCAGGUCUUCCAUGUGGACUGCUUCGUCUGCAUGACCUGCAGCACCAAGCUGCGCGGCAAGCCCUUCUACGCUGUGGAGAAGAAGGCGUACUGUGAGCCGUGCUAUAUUAACACCCUGGAGACCUGCACCAUCUGCAGUAAGCCCAUCAUGGAGCGCAUCCUGCGGGCCACGGGGAAGGCCUACCACCCCCACUGCUUCACCUGUGUGGUGUGCCACCGCAGCCUGGACGGCAUCCCCUUCACCGUGGACGCUUCCAACCACAUCCACUGCAUCGAGGACUUUCACAAGAAGUUCGCUCCGCGCUGCUGCGUGUGCUCCGAGCCCAUAAUGCCGGCACCGGGCCAGGAGGAGACCGUCCGCAUCGUGGCCCUGGACCGCGACUUCCACGUGCAGUGCUACCGCUGCGAGGACUGCGGCUCUCUGCUCUCAGAGGGGGACAACCAGGGCUGCUACCCUCUGGACGGACACGUCCUCUGCAAAAACUGUAACACCAGCCGCAUCCAGGACCUCACCGCCAAGGCCACCACUGACCUCUGAGCGAGCCGCCGCCCGGUCACCUCCACUGUGAUAACCCUCGCUCUCUCCUGUCUGUCGCUCUCGAGCGCAAACGUACAGAUCGACAGACGCUUGCAUUCCUCAGCAUAAAUAUAUAUAUAUAUAUAUAUAUAUGUGUGGGUGUGUAUAUAUAUAUAUAUAUAUAUAUAUAUAUAUGUAUAUAUAUAUUCACUUUCAGUAACAAAAACAUAACUUUCACCUGCAUACAUGUAUGUAUUGACUCAGCGGUACAAUCAGCAGAAGAUGUCUUUUUGUUUUUCUGUGCUGUGAAAGGAACAUUUUGGGAAAUACGCUGAUACCCUUUCUGACAGUUAGAUGAUACCACUGUCAUGUCAUGCAGCGCUUUUUAACCUUGUUAAGAAAAGUGCUAUAUAAGUAAAUUAUUAUUAUUAUUAUUAUGUCAGUCCGCUAAAUAUGAAGCUGAAGUCAACAGGCGGAUAGCUUAGCUUAGCAUGAAAAACAACCAGUCUGGCUCCAUCCAUAAUAGUUAUUUUAAAUAAGCAAAGAAAUAAUUAAGUAAACUGCAACUUGUCACUUUUAAACUUCUGUUUGUAUACAAAUAAAUAAAAAGAUGGAGUGCUGGUAGACAGAGCCCGGCUAGCUGUUUCCCGUCUUCAUGCUAAGCUAAACUUAUGAUGCUAAACCAUAUAUACAUAUAUAUAUAGAUGGAUCUUCUCAUCUAACUCCCUAUAAGCGUUUCUCAAAAUGUCUCAAUGCAAAUUGCUUAAAAUCCCUCCAAAUCCACCAGUUAACACUUGCAGUAUACAUCAUCAUAGUGUUAUUAUCUCAUAUCAUAAUCAGCCAGGUUUGUGCGCAUGCCGGCCCAACUUUAUUUUUGGGGUCUAAAAUGCAUGCACAAAUGUCCAGCCCACUCGCCUGCUGGGCGUGUGUGUGUGUGUGUGUGAGUGUGUGAGUGUGUGUGUGUGUGUGUGACUGCGUCAGUAUUUAGAAAAGCCAUGAGCACACAGUGUGUUGGCGAGGACCUUCUCUGUAUUCUUUCGUGUUUGAUUCAGUCCACAGACGGUACUCGGAUAGGAAAAGCAUUAUAAAACAAGUGAACACCAAAGAAUUGAAUUUAAGCUUCCGUAUUCACUGCGUGCGUAUCCACAUGCGACCACAUUACACGUUCCAUGUUAUUGAUCGGGACCAUAGGAAUCACAACGUGUAGCCCGCGGUGUCCUCUCGGGCAGCUGUUGAUGCGAGUCCCUUUUUAGCUCAGCGUUUCCUUUUGUACUUUCCUAUCGAAUUUGCUUCUAUGCGAACAGCAGAUGAUUUCCUGGUGGCCUGAACAGUACAAUCAUGGCUCUCCAUUCAUAUCGAUUCGGCCGAAUGUUUGAGUUGAACUAUAUGUAACUCUUUCUGUCAUUCAAAGCGACACACAUUAGAUUAGUGGUUGUAGUGUACGCAGUCCGGCAGAGAAAACGGGUUAGAGAUGGCUAUGCAAUUUUUGAUGUUAAUUGCAUCGACACUUUAUCAGAAAUUUUUAUGAAUAAGGAAAUAUUUUACCUGUACAGAUUGGAGCACAAGUGUCCUUAUAGUAAUCCUUUAAUCAAAAACUAUGCUGUUGGUACUGUGUGACGUUGUGUGUCACUGGGCUGUAUGUCAGAAUUGAUUGUGGGACUCAUCUUUUAUAUUUAGUGUUUGUUUCGAGUCGAUGGGCAAAGAAGGGACCACGAGAGCUUCCCCCACCCAAAAGAAUGAUUUCACUAUUUUGUUCCCUUCAGGAAUGCCAGUCAGCUGACGGCCAUUUUGACUGAUUUAAUAGUUGCUUCAUUAUAAUUACUACAGCAAUCCGAUGACGAGGCGAGUUAAAGGUACCCGGUGGAGUUUUUGACCACUAGUGGCGCUGUUUUUCAUGAUCGGGUCCCCCAUUGAAGGCGCACACUGAACCAUACGGGGAGGUAGGGGCCUCCGGUGAAAUCUGAUUGGCCGAUAGGUUGCAAGCCAACGGGGUCGCAAAAACGACACCUUAGAUGCAAAAUGAAAACUGCUCUGUAAAAACAACGUUGUGUUCAUCUUUCAGUCGUGGGGUCCUAUAUAGAAGGGGGAGGGGGGUGGGGUGGGUCUUUACAUGUCUGUGUCCAAGGCUCGAUGUGUCUGCAAAAGCAGUAAAGACAACGACAACUAGCGAGCAAAUAUGGAUGUAAACGUUGCACAUUUUAAAUUAUACAAACAAUUUAUUUUUCUUUUGUAAAUGCCUUUUGAGAAAAGACAUUAAUUCAACACAUUUUGCAUUUUUUGGUGUUGAAUUUGUUUGCAAGAAAACUCCACAGGGUACCUUUCAACAACAAAGACAAUGUAGUUGAUAAGCACUGAGCGGCCUGUUUAUCGGCCGGAUUGGUUCACAGUAUUUCCCCAAAUUCAGAUUCCAGAUAUCUUGUGCAUGUGGAUGGAGAUAUUAUGAACAAAGCAACGUAUUGUAAUCUUCAGAGAACUCUCUUGUCCUCCACAUUGAGAUGUGGGUGUUUGCUGCCUCUCUUUGGAUACAAGAAAGGGGUUCUUACACCCUGUAUCUACUGUAAACAGCCAGUCUGGUUACAUCAAGGUCUUUGUGAUGGAGUUGACUGUGGCCAUGUUUAAACCGGGGUAAAGGCUUUGUAAAUAACUGUGCUAAUAAGCUUGUUAAUAUAUUCACUCUUGCACCAAAGUAGAGAAAAACUGUUAAAAAUCUGUGUUGAAGUGCCAGUGAGAGCUGAGAGCCGGCCCCCCAGAAGGUCUAGGCCACCUAAACUCAUCCAGUUCACCGGUCACAUACAAAAACAACAUCAACAACAAACACAUUGACAACUCAUAACCAACAAGUGCAGAAACACUAUUUAUAUUCUUCUCCAGCUGUUUUUUAUGAAUCUUAUAUUACCAGUUAUUCAAAAUAGAUUACUAUGAAUAGACCAAGCUGUGGGAGAAGAGCUGUGUCUCCCAAGUUACCGACGAUAUUUACUCCUAUAUUAUCUCUCACAGUAUGAGGACAUAUCACACCAGCCACCCAAGGUCUAUACUCGGAGCCCGGCUCAGUCGCCGUCUCCCUGUUGGCCGCCCGUGAGAGGUGGAUACCGGGACGUCCGAGGCGAUAAUUAGACAGCAGCGCCAAAGGUACAAGGGUACAAGGGUACAAGGUACAAGGGUACAACGGUACAACGUGGUGACUUCAAAGUGACCACAUCCUGUUAAGGCGCCCCUGAAGCCAGUUGUGACCAUUGCACAGCCGAGCCAUUCCGGUGUUGUGUUUUAACUUGAUUUUUUCAAUAAUGUGGAAGGUAAAUGUGGUCAUUUGUAGCAAAUAUCCCCGAACGACAGAUGGGCGAUGUUAGCCGCUAGCUGGAGAACUUAGGGGAGCACGUGUCUGUUGCUGCGCCUAAAAGGCUAAAAAUGGGAAUUUUAUCAGAUUAUUUAAGACAAGUUAGCAAGUGCUUUUAAAAAAAAUACAUUAUGUAAGUAUAGGCUGCAAACUGUGUUUAUCUGGUUUUAAAUGAUUUUGAUCAAACAUUUCAAAAUGUGUUAUUAACGUAUUAGCACGUGCUUUCUACAAAACCUACCCUGGCGGUCAGAGUCAACCUCAAUGUGCCAAUCUCCUGUUUACGGUAUUAUCAUUUAGUUUCUUAGUUGUAUCUUCGGUCACGAAGCUCGAUGCUACAAGUAUAUAGAAAAUAAAAAAGAGCCUCAUGAUUUUUAAUUUAAUUCGCUCAGUGUAUUUGUUAUUUCUCCCGUGUUUGUAAAAGUGCCUUUAACCUGAGCGCCACCGCAUCGCGGUGUUGCCGCUCAAAGAGACGUUGCGUCAAGUCUGCUGCCAGGCGGUAAACGACGAGGCGUCGGCGGAGCGGCGCCGAGCUUGACCCUGUUUCUCAUGUGUUCUUGAUCUAUGGAGGGGGAGGGGGCAUGCAGUCUACCGUUGUUUUCUCUUCUUCAAUAAAAGCUUUGCAACAGCA
Cyclopterus lumpus (lumpfish) is the source of this 7229-nucleotide messenger RNA. It is a transcript of the gene lpp, whose product is annotated as LIM domain containing preferred translocation partner in lipoma. Gene Ontology annotation, cellular component: stress fiber; focal adhesion. Gene Ontology annotation, biological process: cell-cell adhesion. The record is from RefSeq and is a predicted model, not a curated record. The transcript is spliced from 12 exons. NCBI's taxonomy places the organism in Eukaryota, Metazoa, Chordata, Actinopteri, Perciformes, Cyclopteridae. The coding region runs from base 1579 to 3288 and encodes 569 amino acids.